Messenger RNA from Gavialis gangeticus (Gharial), 1296 nucleotides. RefSeq names its product selenoprotein F (gene SELENOF). NCBI's taxonomy places the organism in Eukaryota, Metazoa, Chordata, Crocodylia, Gavialidae. Gene Ontology annotation, molecular function: oxidoreductase activity. The transcript is spliced from 5 exons. Gene Ontology annotation, cellular component: endoplasmic reticulum lumen. The record is from RefSeq and is a predicted model, not a curated record.
CCUAAGCGGGUGAGGUCCUGACGCGGCUUUGCCGGCAGUGGCCGUUCUGCACCAACAUGGCGGCGGUUGCCGGAGCGACGUGGCCGGGGCGCCUCUGGUUUUGUCUCCUGGCGGCGCUGCAGGGGCUAUCUGUUUAUGGGACAAAAUUGUCAUCAGAAGCAUGCAGAGAACUUGGAUUUUCCAGCAACUUGCUAUGUAGUUCUUGCAGCCUUCUUGGACAGUUUAGUCUGAAUCAACUGGAUCCAUUCUGCAGACAGUGUUGCCAAGAGGAAGCUCAGUUUGAAACUAGAAAGCUAUAUGCAGGGGCUGUUCUUGAAGUGUGUGGAUGAAAAUUGGGAAGGUUCCCUCAAGUCCAGGCUUUUGUCAGGAGUGACAAGCCCAAACUGUUCAGGGGACUACAAAUCAAGUAUGUGCGUGGUUCUGACCCUGUACUAAAGCUGUUGGAUGACACUGGGAACAUUGCUGAAGAACUGAGCAUCCUCAAGUGGAACACGGAUAGUGUAGAAGAAUUCCUGAGUGAAAAACUAGAACGUAUAUAAAUCUUACUGCUUUCAGCAUACCUCUCUCACUUUAAUUUUUCAUCAUGGUAAUCUUCUCAGAUAAAGUGUGCUGUGCCUGGAAAAUCAUUCCUGCCUUUGCAUUAAUUCUAAAAGAUCUCAUAUUCAUGUGGUACUAAAUAUCUUUUAAUUAGGAGUGGAAGCUUCAGCACAGCAUGUAUUUGACAUGUUAGCAAACUGAAUAAAUAGCCUGUCCUAGUACAUUUCAGCUUUUAGCAUGCAUAUCACUAAUUAAAUGCUUUGUUACAAACUUUGUUAAUUAUACAAAUACCAGAGUUGUGUUAUAAUUGGACUAGUUUUUACAAACAAACCCUUAAACCUAGACAGCAUCUUCAGAUAAUUGAGAUGAUUACCAUGCUUUUUUUUGUAUGCUGCUCUUUGUACAGGAAGUCUUAACCAAAUGAGAUGUUCUCUCUUUCCCAGAGAGAUUUGUCUGCUUGUGCCCUCUUGCAUUUUGUAUUUCCAAGCCUUUUUGGGGAGUUUUGUUUUUUUUUAAAUAAGGGUCUUUAUAAUGCCUGGUUUCAAAGGGUUUGGGAGUAAUGAUGAAAGAACCUGUGCUCUGGAGUAAUGUGAAACAUUAUGUAGGUACACUUUAGUGAAGACUUCAUAGAAAACCUGAAAAGGUAUGUGCAAGUCUGAUAUCAGUGUGCUUUGCACUGAGUGUUUUACUUCGCUACAAGAGGCAUGAGGUAAAGGAGAAAAACUAAUUUUGAGCUGGAAAUAAAUCACUUUCACAAAA